AUGGCGCCCGACUCGCGCAUCAUCCUCGUCCGCCACGCGCAGGCCGAGCACAACGUCGACUGCGACUACAGCAUCCCGGACGCGCGCCUGACGCCGCUGGGGCGGCUGCAGGCGGCAGAGCUGGCGCGCAGGCUGGGGGAGCUGCAGGGGGCGGUGGACCUGGUGGAGUGCGACGCGUGGCCGUGCGACCGGGGGGUCGGGCGGGCGGCGCUGGAGGCGGACGCGGAGCUGGGGGCGGCGGGCGCGGGCGCGUUCGACCUCAGCGCGCUGGCGCCCGACGGCCCGCGCGGCGACUGGACGAGCAAGGCCGGGUUCUGGGCGCCGGACGCGGCCGCCGUCGCCGCCCGCGCCGCCUGGGUCCGCCGCUGGCUGCGCGGCCGAGCUUAG
Molecule: messenger RNA, 387 nt
Organism: Durotheca rogersii
Lineage: Eukaryota; Fungi; Ascomycota; Sordariomycetes; Xylariales; Xylariaceae
Exons: 3
Coding region: 1-387 (128 amino acids)
Source: RefSeq, a predicted model, not a curated record